This is a messenger RNA of Ixodes scapularis (black-legged tick), 904 nucleotides long. RefSeq names its product RNA polymerase II-associated protein 1-like. The record is from RefSeq and is a predicted model, not a curated record. The coding region runs from base 239 to 904 and encodes 221 amino acids. Gene Ontology annotation, cellular component: nucleus. Gene Ontology annotation, biological process: transcription by RNA polymerase II. NCBI's taxonomy places the organism in Eukaryota, Metazoa, Arthropoda, Arachnida, Ixodida, Ixodidae. The transcript is spliced from 4 exons.
UUACGUUUGAGCACGUUUUGAGCGGCACCGAGUCAAGAAGUCAACCGAGUUGACCGAGUGCUUGAUUUCUUGAUUGUGGUUUGAAUUAAUGUUUGUCGCUGAUCCUCGAUCGUCCAAAUCCCAAUCAUUAGUGUGAUAUUGCGUCCAGAAAUCACAGCCCUCCGCCAUGGAACCACCGAGCUGUCUGUGCUGACAGUGCUGUAUUUGACGUACAGUACAGGACCUUCUCGGCGUCGACAUGGAGAUUCCGCUGCUGGCGCGGCCGAAGCGCGGUGAAACCGACGAAGAACUCUUGCGCAUGCAGGAUGACUUCUUGAAGAGUGGCGGGAAACCGUCGGUUGAGGUGGUUCGGUCUGCUAAGAAACAGGACAGUCCGGAACGUGGUGAUGGAGCGAAUCGAGGGACACCUUCGAACGCGUCAAAAUUGCCGCCACAAGUCGAAGACAGUACGACCAAGUCUCCCUCAGACGUCCCACUUGCGUCUGUGCUCUGCGAUGUCGUGGAGCGCAGUGUGGAACAAAGCAGCGCUCUGCCACCAACGGCGCCAACCACAUCGUUUCCUGAGGUUGAGCAGCUCAAGGUGCUGGGGGCUCCGCCUUCGAUCGGACACAAGAGCCUGUUUGCACUGCGGGCCAAGCGGGGCAACUCUUCGUCCGGUUUGAGGGAUUCCGACGUACCACAAACCAGCUCCUGUCCAGUCUCGAACGGCGGUGCCCUCGCACUCAGUGACCGAGAAGCCAUCCACGCUGAGAACCUGGAGCGACUGCAGAACAUGUCGCACGCGGAAAAGGUGCAAGCUCGGGAUCAACUCCUGGCCCGGCUUGUGCUCCUGUGCAUAAAGUAUGCAGUCGAGCUGUGCUGCUCUGCACUGUGCCACCGCAUGAAAUUGACAAAUGCUUUAUAG